Molecule: messenger RNA, 1952 nt
Organism: Apodemus sylvaticus (European woodmouse)
Lineage: Eukaryota; Metazoa; Chordata; Mammalia; Rodentia; Muridae
Gene: Pnpo
Product: pyridoxamine 5'-phosphate oxidase
Exons: 7
Coding region: 157-942 (261 amino acids)
Biological process (GO): pyridoxine biosynthetic process; pyridoxal 5'-phosphate biosynthetic process
Molecular function (GO): pyridoxamine phosphate oxidase activity; FMN binding
Source: RefSeq, a predicted model, not a curated record
GCUGAUCCUUGGUUCCGAGAACUUAGGGCUUAUUAGCUUGUCUGGGGCUCUAGUAAAUUAUUUCUUCCCAGGCUAGACCCAGAGGCUGAGCAAUUGGUUCCGAAUCCAGAGGAACCCAGGGCCAGGCGACGCCGGGUCACGUGGCCGACUGCUUACAUGACGUGCGGGCUGCUGAGCGUCACUGUGACGUUUAGGAGUCCUGCGAAGUGGACGGGCUACCUCCGUCACCUGUGCUGUCGGGGUGCUGUCAUGGACCUGGGACCGAUGCGCAAGAGCUACCGCGGGGACCAAGAGGCAUUUGAGGAGACUCAUCUGACCUCUCUGGAUCCCAUGAAGCAGUUUGCUUCCUGGUUCGAGGAAGCUGCUCAAUGCCCGGACAUAGGAGAGGCCAAUGCUAUGUGCCUGGCUACCUGCACCAGAGAUGGAAAACCCUCUGCCCGCAUGCUGCUGCUGAAGGGCUUUGGCAAGGAUGGCUUCCGCUUCUUCACUAACUACGAGAGUCGGAAGGGAAAAGAGCUGGACUCUAACCCCUUUGCCUCUCUCGUGUUCUACUGGGAGCCCCUGAACCGUCAGGUUCGUGUGGAAGGCCCUGUGAAGAAGCUACCGGAGAAGGAGGCUGAGAACUACUUCCAUUCCCGCCCCAAGAGCAGCCAGAUCGGGGCUGUGGUCAGUCGCCAGAGUUCUGUGAUCCCUGGUCGGGAGUACCUAAGAAAGAAAAAUGAGGAACUGGAGCAGCUCUACCAGGACCAAGAGGUACCCAAGCCAGAAUACUGGGGCGGCUACAUCCUGUGCCCCCAAGUGAUGGAGUUCUGGCAAGGCCAAACCAACCGCCUGCAUGACCGUAUUGUCUUCCGUCGAGGCCUGGCAACAGGAGACUCCCCUCUGGGACCCAUGACCCACCACGGGGAGGAAGACUGGGUGUAUGAGAGACUGGCACCUUGACACUGAACUCAAGAAUGUUCGGGAAUCACCAGGGGAAAGAGAGGGGAGAGAGGAUGAGGGAAUGGAAGACAGAUCUACCUUCUGCGUGUGGCGUUGGCUUUAAACCUUGCUCGUGCCAGGCAACCCUUUACCACUGAGCUAGAGUCCCAGCAUUUGUUUCUUUUUACCUUUUAUUUUAAGACUAAAUUGCCUAGGCUAGCCCUGAACUCACUGUGUAUAUAUCCCAGGCAAGUGUUGGCCUUGAGUUCCUCACCUCGGUCCCUUGAGGAGCAGAGAUUACCGGCUUGUGCCACGAGGCCCAGCUCUAGUUCUUGUUUUUAAGCUCUGCCAUUUCCUUCCUUAUCCUUCCUACCUACAUCUCUCCGGGACUCACUCACCCUGCAAGUUCUCUGAACUCGAAUCAGUCAGCAGCUGGAACGGAGUGCAGUAGUGUUGGAGACAUUCACAAAUAGCAAAGAAUUAAUUAUUCCCUUGACUUUGUUCCUGGGUUUGGGGGAAGACCGUCCUGGGAGCUGCAGCUGGUCUGACUCUGUUUCUAGUAAUAGAUUAAUCAGGUUGCAGAGAUACAAAAGGCUUCCUGGCCCUGGAAGGCAGCCAGACCAGGCCAUGUUUGCUGUGACUCAGACAAACCAUUAUAUAUUCUGAUUGGCCUUGAACUUGUUACUCUGGGCACCUGUCUUCUUUUGACUUUGUGACUGUGUGCUUCCGCUCUGUCACUGACAAAGGCUCCUCCCAAGGCAACUUUGUCCUGUGUUGAUCCUUCACUUAAGCCUGGGUCCAGGAAAGACAUUGAUUGGCCCCGUGGCCAUCGGCCAGGUACCCUUACCUACCUCACCCCUUCUGCUGAUGUGCCAUGGACUGUGACUUUAUUAGCAUAUGCCUAUAAGCUGUUGAAAAGUGUUGUACCUCACCACUGUUAGGGGGUUGUGUAUGCCCCACCCCUGGGCUUUAGUGUGAUCUCAGCUGUCAGUUCUACUGUACAAGUGUGUAAUAAAAACUUGUCAGCCGUA